This is a messenger RNA of Lactuca sativa (garden lettuce), 1934 nucleotides long. NCBI's taxonomy places the organism in Eukaryota, Viridiplantae, Streptophyta, Magnoliopsida, Asterales, Asteraceae. The record is from RefSeq and is a predicted model, not a curated record.
CCUGUACAAAUUUAGAUAUGUGUUGAAGGAUAAAUCUGUUCAGCAAAAAUUGGAUUCAAAUUUUUUAUAUGUAUUUGAUAUUGUAAGAUUUUGCGUUGUGAAGUAAAUGGAAGAAGACAACGGUUUCGACCCUAUGGAACAGUUAGAAGAUGGAAUUCACGUUGUCAAUUCUUCUAAUGAAAUACAGAAAUUAGUACUAGAAGAGGCCGACAAGAAAUAUCAGUUGCUGACUCUUGCUCUCUCCCGUAUCAAGAAAGAUAUAACUCGGCGAAAUGCAGAUGAAUAUCAAAUCAACCUGAAACUAAUGUGGUUUUCAGAUCAUGAAUAUUAUAUACGUUGGAGGACGCAGGAACUCAUGGAUCUUGAACGUUGCCUAGUUAAACCUGAGAUUCAUUUACCCAAGAAUGUAGGACCAAGUAGAACUGGUUUUUCACGUUUGCCUGAAAAAGAUGAUCCAGUUGCACCUUUCAGACCAGAUCGAAAACGCAGCCAAAAAAUGCUGAUCAAGAAAGGGAGGGUAGACACGCAUUAUUUGCAACAAGUUCAUGAUGAACUUCUGUCUUCAAAAAAAACCCAUGGAAUAACACCAUCUGGUGAACAAGAAGUCAACGAUCUGAUGGAGAGCAUGGCGCAAAGGAUCCAACAUGGGAACAAGAAUCGGGCAGAUGAAAUGAGAAUCUAUAACGAAAUGAGAAAAGUCAAUGAAACAAGAGAAAUUUACACUACACCAGAACCAAACAAUCAUAAUAGAAACUCAAAGCCAGAUAUAGAUUCGCAAAGAUUCAUACAAUGCAGGAUAAAUAUUCUGUUAGACGAGAUUGAGGAAAUGAAAAUGAAGCUAAAGGAACGUCAAUCUAGAUUUAUACGACUUAAAGCAGAAUUGAAACUUGUAAGAAAGAGCAUCAGUUGUUUGAAGAAGGAGCUUAAACAUGUUAACACAAAGAGAUCCAAAGCCUAUAAGCAUGCUUACGAGCUUGGAGUGCAAUUCAGUAAUACGACAGAAGAACUUGCACAAAUAGUUGAAGUAUCUAGUAAUUGGGAAAUAACACCAAAUGAAGCUGUGAAUGAAAGGAGUUUUGAAGCUGCUAAGGCUACCAAGGCAGCAAUAACUCUAAGGCAGCCUUUGCUCAAGAACAGGAUGAAAGUAUUGGCACACAUGAAGUACAUUUGGCUAUAAGAUCAAAAUUAACCUCAUCGACUUCCAACAAAAAGGAUGCCUCAAGUACAUUUGUGUUCUCUAGUAAAGGUAAUGCAAAUGUAACCAAAAAGAAGUUAAGAAAAAAGAAUGUUACAACUGGAUCACUUAUUGAACUUAUGGAUAGAUAUGGUUGAAUGUGGAAAUGCUUUUGUAUAUGAAAUGAACGGGGGUGCAAGGAUGAUAUUAUCGAACUUAUUGAGAGUAAAGGUGUGCAUGAUCAUAAUUAUUGGAUAGGAUAUUAUGUCUAUUAAUCUUUGUGGUGCAUAGAGUGACAGGAAGAGGAAGUGGGUAAAAACAUUUGUAUUGAACAUAACAUAAACGUUUUGGUAUUCAAGAAACAAAUUGAUUCAACUAGAGUUAUUCUAUGUUAAAGUAGUUAUAUAUGGGGGUAAUUAUCAGUUUGAGGCCGUUUGACCUUGAUUAAAUCAACGCUUUGUAAUUUGGGUAUUUAUUUUGUCUUUGUUCAAAGUCCAAGAUAUAGUUUGAAAUAUGCAAGAAUCAUCCUAACGCAACUCACUCUGUAAUACACAAUGAAAAAAUAAAUUAUACUAUAUCACAUUAUGUCUCCGUUUUGGCACUAAAAUCUGUAAAAUAAAAAGUAAAAUAACAGAAUUUGCUUUUUGAAAGGGCAAAAUUGUGAAUGUGCUUGCUUUCCAGAUAUGAAUCAUUUCCAUGCUUUGCGACCACGAAACUGUUUGCCAGCUGUCUUGGCCUUGAGCUUUUUCUGACGGCGUGA